This is a messenger RNA of Erinaceus europaeus (western European hedgehog), 623 nucleotides long. It is a transcript of the gene FERD3L, whose product is annotated as Fer3 like bHLH transcription factor. Lineage: Eukaryota; Metazoa; Chordata; Mammalia; Eulipotyphla; Erinaceidae. Gene Ontology annotation, molecular function: protein dimerization activity; DNA-binding transcription factor activity, RNA polymerase II-specific; RNA polymerase II transcription regulatory region sequence-specific DNA binding. The record is from RefSeq and is a predicted model, not a curated record. The coding region runs from base 4 to 498 and encodes 164 amino acids. The transcript has a single exon. Gene Ontology annotation, biological process: developmental process; regulation of transcription by RNA polymerase II.
AGGAUGGCGGUCUACCCCCAGAGCUGCGUGGACUCCACAGUGCUCGACUUCGUCGCAGACUUAUCUUUGGCCUCCCCGGGGCACCCUCUCCUGUGCGACUUUGAGCCCGGGGUCUGUUUUGGAGACCCAGAUGUUGAAUUCCGAGAGGGAAGCCCCAGGAGACUGAUGCGCUUUGAAGAGAGGGAUCCAGAAGAAGAGGGUGAAGUGGAAGAGGAGGAGGAAGGAGAAGAAGAGGAAGAACACACAGCAGGUUCCUACCUGCUCUGUCGCCCCAAAAGGAAAAGAGUGAUCACCUACGCCCAGCGCCAGGCCGCCAACAUACGAGAGAGGAAGCGGAUGUUCAACCUGAACGAGGCCUUCGACCAGCUGAGGAGGAAGGUCCCCACUUUUGCCUAUGAGAAGAGGCUAUCCCGAAUCGAGACGCUCCGCCUGGCCAUCGUCUACAUUUCCUUCAUGACGGAACUCUUGGAGAGCUGUGAGCACAAACAGGUCGGCUGAGACUGGGUGGCCUGGAGGGGUCGGUCUCGUCCUGGCCUGAGAACACAAAAGCUGAGGGGUGUCAGGACCCGGCUGUGGAUGACUCCGCAAGACAACAUGUGGCAUUCUGCAGCCAGGUGUGGAUG